UGUGCCUCCGCUUCGUGGAAAGCCAAAGCAUCCCCCUCUAGUUGUCCACCACUCCACCAGCGAAUAGCCAGAAAUGCCGCAUAUGAUGGUAGACGGCAGCAGGAACAUCCCUGGGUCUUCCCUGCAUUCCGCGCAGCCAGAGCCAGCCGGCACAGGAGCGACUCCGCCUAGUUGGGCACGGCAGCCCUCGGGCUCUCAGCACACCCGGCCCGCGCCUGGGCGUCAGCCGUGUCUCUCUGGCAGGCAAAACCUGGGCGAGGCCUGGCUGAGCAGGAAAGGAAUGCGAGUGGGAAGAGCGAGGCACAAGCAGCGGGCAUGUAGCGGCAGAUCCCGCCGGCAGAGUGGCGAGAGCAGCAACCUCCGCCGGAGCUCACGCGGCAGAGGGCGGGCUCUCUCUCUGUCUUGCUCAGAAGCCGGAGGUGGAGGAAAGCGCUCCUUCGCACUGGCAGAGCACGCGGCGGCAGCGGCAACGGCUCCUGCUCCCUCGGCCGCAGCAUCCUCGGCAGCCAGAGCGCCGCUCGGCCCUAUGGCGUCGGAGAAGGUGCUGCGGGAAGGGGUGCUGGAGAAGCGCAGCGGGGGUCUCCUGCAGCUCUGGAAGAAAAAACGCUGCCUACUGAGCGAGAAGGGGCUGCGACUCUUCGAGGCCAGCAGCCGGGGCUCGACGCGCUGUAAAGAGAUCCCUUUCGCGCGCGUCAAAGCCGUCGAGUGCGUGGAGUGGAAGCAACGGCACAUCUACUUCACGGUGGUGACGGACGGCGGCGCCGAGAUUGACUUCCGCUGCCCCCAGGAGGAGCCCAGCUGGAACGCCGACAUCACGAUGGCGCUCGUGCGCUUCAAGAACCAGCAGGCGGUGCAGAUAGUGCGGGCAAGGCAGAGCUGCAGGGCGGCAUUUCACCAUGAAGCAACCCCAGCCAGCCAGAUUCUGGUGAAUGGGUCAAAGGAGCCAGACCCUCAGCUCAGCAUGAAGAAGGCAGAGGAACUGAUGGCUGUGAAUUCCCCUGCCAAUGGACAGAAGGCAAUUUCCAGCUGCAACUGAAUGUAGUUCUCUUCUGUGGCACCAUUGCUGAAAAAUGAAGUGAUGUCAGAAGCAUCCAGCAGAACCUGGAUCACAAGUAUAGCUAGAACAAGCUUCAGUUUUCCUGCUGUGUCUUUGCUGUGAUACUUACCAGCUUUGACCUUUUGGCAAAUCACUGACAAAGUCUCCUGUGAAACUGCUGUGGAUUGAUAGAUUGCCUUCCUACCCUCAGUAGCCUUAUCUAUGGUGGUACAUAUCUGUGGACUUUGUAGGCUAGACUGAAGAUACAGAUGCAGCAAGAAUGAUAAAAGAUCAUAAUUCCAUCACUUGGUGUACCCCCAGCCGGGUGCUGGAUGGGCAGUGCUGGAAUUAACUGAAACAUGAAGAUUGAGAAGAAGGAACUCCUGAUUCAACCUCAGUGUACCAGGAACCAUCUGACAACUUCAUGGUUGAGAGGGAGCCUCCCUCUUCAGAGAACCAAGCAGGUGACUUGGAAGGAGCAACUGUGAAUGUGAUCUGAGAAGUCACAUGUGGCCAGGAAGAUGCCUGCAGGACUAGAGACUGGAUAUAAAGUUAAGCACCUUAAGAAGGUCCCCCAAUGUGGGAUUUGGGACUUCUGAUGAUGAUGAUGUACUGCCUUCAAGUUGAUUCUAACUUAUGGCGACCCUAUGAAUAGAGUUUUCAUGAGGCUGAGAGGCAGUGACUGGCCCAAGGUCACCCAGUGAGCUUCAUGGCUAUGUGGGGAUUCGAACCCUGGUCUCCCAGGUCGUAGUCCAACACCUUAACCACCACACCACACUGGCUCUCUUGGGACUUCUGAGACUCCCCUAAAUGAGCUGUCUCUGUAGUAUUGCUUCCUAGGGCAUCUUGAGGCCUUCUACUUAGAACUAGAGGACAGGGAGAAUACUGGUUGAGCCAGUGUUCUAUCCAGAUGACCUAUUGCUCCAGCUCAGUGAAUCACACCCAUGUCCUAUAUUGUGCAACACUGCACAUCCAUUGGAUUAAAUCAAUUGCAUUAGAUCCAUUAGAUCCUAUUAGUCAUUACGUGUGUGGAGGGGCCAUGUGCCUUUAGCCAUAAUUCCAUUGUCUCCUUUCAGCUUCCCACAUGUUCAGGGCAAAUGUCUGCAGGGGGGAGCCUUUUGUACCAGGGCUGUGGAGUUGGAGUCGGGAGCAAUUUUGGGUGGAGUUGGAGUCGGUAGAAAUGUUCCGACUCCGACUCGGACUCCUUCAUAAAUGGCAAAUGUAUAUUAACUAGUAAUAACAAAUUUACUGUAGUAAAAUGGUAGCACAAGGCAUUUCAUCACCACCACGUGAAUCCAGAGCUUGGAAAAGUUACUUUUUUGAACUACAACUCCCACAAGCCCAAUCCCUGGGGCUGAUGCUAUUCAUGUCAUUUUCACCAGGGUGAUGGCCUUCGGAGGGCCAAGCAAUGGAUGCUCAUUUAUCCCUAAUUGCAGGUCAUUAUAUAUAAACUUUUAUUAAUCACACUUCAAGAAAAUCAACAAAGCACACAUUUGUCUUUCUUCAGAAGAGUGCCUUAUCAUUCCUUUUUUAAGUUGGGCUCGUCAUUCUGAACCUUACAGGAUUGUGCCUGGUGUGUGUUGAUAACAUGAGGGAAAUUCUGUAAAAACAGUAUAGGAUGAGUCUCAGUAUAUGAGACUACAAAAGAAGUCUUUAUCAAUACUGCCUAUGAUGGAAAAAUGGCCAGUAAUAAUAAUUUUAAAAGGCCAUAUACAUUUGGAUGUAUAUGGCCAUGACCUAAGGUGGGUUGUGCUGGUAGUACCACCAGCAUUCUAAAAAUACUUUUGAGAGAAACAGAAAGAAACUAAAUGCACAAGAAGACAGGCUCCUUUAAUAUUAAUAGCUGUGAACUCCUGCCUGACAAGCUAAAUCUGCCAAAAUUCCCUCUUUUAUAAGACGAUCAAGAUCCUUUUCAUCUGGUCAUCAUAGCUCAUAAAAUCAAGAAGAAGGAUAGGAAUAAACUGAAUUAUAUUUUUUUAAACAUGGGUCCUAUGUUAACCCUAUGUCGGGGUUAUUGAAUCUGGAAAAAGUUGAAGACCACUGCAGUAGAGAACUUGGAAUCAUUUUUCUGCUCACUGUGUAAUACUGAAUAUGUGUAAUACUGAAUACAAGAAGGGACUAUAAUGGAAAAAACAAAGGAUUGUUGAAAUAAUUAGGCCAUGGAGGCCAUGUGUUGAGAAGUUACUGCAACUGCAAUGGCCUUAACCAUUUUUCAGCAUUAAUGUAAUGGAUGUGUAGUGGUCUUAUGAAAGCUCAGGCUCUUAAAAUAAAGUUCAUUAAUCUUUAA
Molecule: messenger RNA, 3323 nt
Organism: Rhineura floridana
Lineage: Eukaryota; Metazoa; Chordata; Lepidosauria; Squamata; Rhineuridae
Gene: PHLDA3
Product: pleckstrin homology like domain family A member 3
Exons: 2
Coding region: 74-1036 (320 amino acids)
Biological process (GO): negative regulation of phosphatidylinositol 3-kinase/protein kinase B signal transduction; positive regulation of apoptotic process; intrinsic apoptotic signaling pathway in response to DNA damage by p53 class mediator
Cellular component (GO): plasma membrane
Molecular function (GO): phosphatidylinositol phosphate binding
Source: RefSeq, a predicted model, not a curated record